Lodderomyces elongisporus is the source of this 2073-nucleotide messenger RNA. RefSeq lists its product as uncharacterized. Lineage: Eukaryota; Fungi; Ascomycota; Pichiomycetes; Serinales; Debaryomycetaceae. The record is from RefSeq and is a predicted model, not a curated record. The transcript has a single exon. Bases 1 to 2073 code for a protein of 690 amino acids.
AUGCUUCCGAGAAGUCUACCGCUUAUACCGGUCAUUGUGUCAUUCCUGCUUGCCAUCUCCCUGGGAGUAAUUGCAAUAGUACAGAAUCACCAUGGUUUAUACCACCUACUAUACUCUAUCAGUGCAUUUGUAUUGGCCAUGGAUUUCAUUCUUACGCAACUAUGGAUCAAUUAUAUCACCAUCACCAUUCAGCUCAUUAUUUCGAUAUUCAACAUAGUAUCUGGAAUACUAUUUGUUAUUCAUAAUCCUUCAAAAGUUACAAUCACAAUUUUAUUUAUAAUCAAUGUUAUUUUCAUCACAGUUUCAUUUGUGGUAUUGGCUUUUUUACUAAUACUGCCAAAUUUGGGCACGUCAAGGGAUCAACAUGCAACAGAAACAGUAAUAACCAAAAAGGGAUCAGACGCUACGCUUUUUGAAGCGUAUCCUCCAAUGGAAAGCAUUUGGUUCAAAGACGAGAAUACCCGCAAGGGACUUCCUUACACGUACUCAAAUAAUACCAUACCAAUGUCGCAAUCGCAUCAGAGCAACAUGACCCAUGGUUCCUACAAUGCCUCUAUUAUGAACUUGGAUGAGCAUGUGGAUGAAUUACGAAGACCACGACCAAUUUCAUCAAUCACCAUAAGCGACAAUAGUAAUAACAAUAAUCAUAGUGGCAGCAGCAAUAACGGCAAGCUCAACGAAUCCAUUAAUAGCAGCAAACAGAUGAAAAAGCAAAGGUGGAAACUGAUCAAUACUGAAAAACAGUAUCUUGCCAAUAUAAACGAAUCAUUACUACCACCUCUAUUGCAAAAUAACACUGUAAGGAUACCCGAAGCAGAGAUGGAGAGAGAAAAUAAGAGGGAAAAAGAGUCAAAAGAGUCAAAAGAGUCAAAAGAGUCAACAGAACCUCAAGAACCAAAAGAAGAUUUGGAUUGCAUGUCUGGACUAGAGCAGGUCUCUGGCUACCAGAACAGCAUAGGUUUGAUCUCAUUAGAUGAAUACAAAAGAGCCAGAUUGGUAAUGGACUACAAUAUCAGUCCAGGUUUGCAUCGCAUAGUGAGCGAUGGCAAUUUAAAGGUAAAGCAAAUAAAUAUUCCAAGCGACUAUUUGCUCCCUGUUAAAGAAACUCCACCCGACAAUAUCGAUCACCUAAGUGAACUUGAGCUUAAACAUGAACAUGAACUUGAACAUGAAGCGGGACUGGAAAGAGAUAGAGUCGAUAGCGCACCUUCCUUGUACACAUAUAGAAAUGAGUUUCAACAAAGUCCUCACAUGAUUGCUGAGCAGGAAUCAGCAGUCUCGGCGUUUUCAGCCAUUUCUCCAACCACACCACUGACCCCACCAGUGCAGCAAACUGUGCAACAGCCGAUGCAACAAGAACUAGAACUAAAUGCGGGACCAAUGACUCCUCCUGCCGAAUACACUACACCCAAUAUGACUCCAAGCAAGAGUGAGUCGCCGCUUAAGCGAUUGUUUGAAGGCAGCCCAAGGAGGAUAUUUCGUUCAAGUACAACCACUGGGUUUAAUACAACCAACACUAAUCUAGCGCACAAACAUUCUACAUCGGUCAUCUCAAACUUUUCGUUGAAAUCCAACCGAUCUUCAAUAUCCAAAUCGAAACUCAAAAUCAAGCCCAAAUCUAAACCAUCGUCACCAAAGAAAUUGAAAUCGAUACUCAAGCUCCACAAACAUAGUGUAAGUGUUCCCAAUAUAGCACAUGACCCAUUCCCAUAUCUCCAUUCAUCAUCGAUCUCUACAAUGAACUAUCCACAAUUCCAAUCACAAUUCCAAUCACAUUCACAUUCACAGUCACAGUCACGCUCACAAUCUCAGUCACAAUCCUCAUCUCCGCAACAUACAGCUUUCUACUCGAUGCGCUCACAAAUGGUUGAACCAAUCGAUAAGUGGGAUACAAAUACGGCGGGAAAUUAUCAUUUCAGCAAUGAUAGUGGCGAUUUGAUUACGGAAAUGGUUACUGAUCUCGAUCCACCUAAUGAAGCAGCAGAAUCAAGAGUGAGCUCGGUUCCUAGUCAAGUCAUUGGAGAAUAUGAUAAGGAAAAGUGGAAAAUCCUACAAGGACUUGAAGUAGUCUAG